Messenger RNA from Lasiodiplodia theobromae, 471 nucleotides. RefSeq names its product Clathrin coat assembly protein ap19. Bases 1 to 471 code for a protein of 156 amino acids. The record is from RefSeq and is a predicted model, not a curated record. Gene Ontology annotation, cellular component: AP-1 adaptor complex; intracellular membrane-bounded organelle. Gene Ontology annotation, biological process: vesicle-mediated transport; protein transport. The transcript is spliced from 5 exons. Lineage: Eukaryota; Fungi; Ascomycota; Dothideomycetes; Botryosphaeriales; Botryosphaeriaceae. Gene Ontology annotation, molecular function: clathrin-cargo adaptor activity.
AUGGCGAUCAAGUACCUCAUUCUGCUUUCGCGUCAGGGCAAGGUGCGCCUUGCCAAGUGGUUCACCACCUUGUCCCCCAAGGAUAAGGCCAAGAUCGUCAAGGACGUCACUCAGCUUGUUCUUGCCCGCCGCACCCGCAUGUGCAACUUCCUCGAGUACAAGGAUACAAAGAUCGUCUACCGUCGCUACGCCUCCCUCUUCUUCAUCGCCGGUUGCGACUCCGAAGACAACGAACUCAUCACCCUCGAGAUCGUGCACCGCUACGUCGAGCAGAUGGACAAAUACUACGGCAACGUCUGCGAGCUGGACAUCAUCUUCAAUUUCCAGAAGGCCUACUUCAUCCUGGACGAGCUGCUGCUCGCCGGAGAGAUGCAGGAGAGCAGCAAGAAGAACGUCUUGCGUUGCAUCAGCCAGCAGGACAGCUUGGAAGACAUGGAAGUCGAGGACGACGGCGUUACCAAGAUCGGUUAA